Cucurbita moschata (crookneck pumpkin) is the source of this 3025-nucleotide messenger RNA. RefSeq names its product protein LNK2-like. The transcript is spliced from 9 exons. The record is from RefSeq and is a predicted model, not a curated record. NCBI's taxonomy places the organism in Eukaryota, Viridiplantae, Streptophyta, Magnoliopsida, Cucurbitales, Cucurbitaceae. Bases 649 to 2700 code for a protein of 683 amino acids. Gene Ontology annotation, biological process: circadian rhythm; regulation of DNA-templated transcription.
GAUUAAUUUCCCAAAAUUGCAAAAUCAAAUGUUAAGUCUUGACCACAAAUUAAGGAAGGAGUUAGGUUGAAGUCCACGUUGGCAGAGUAAAAGCGACAGCUCAGCAAACCUCCACCACAAAUUAAGUCUUACACCGGGCCCACUCCUCUUCCCCAAAUGCGAAAUGAAACCCAAAUGAAAUUCAAAUUCACCUCCGUCCAAUCAAACUCCAGUAUUUGAUCAGUCUUCCCAGCCACAACCAACUUCAGAUACGUUUCACACGUGUCGUCUCGCUCGCUCCCCUCCACUCCACUUCACAGAACCCACGUGACGUCACGUGCUCACCUUCCCUCCCAGUUUCAACCAAACCAAACCCAUUUCUGGUCUUCAAUCCCAAAUCUUUCUAAACCUCUGUUCAUUUGGUUUUUUUUUUUUGGUGAAUUUUUCGCUUCUGAUUCUGUGUCUUUUCUUGUUCGUCUUGUUUUUGUUGGACGUUUCCCAGCUUUAGAUCGGCGUUCUGUUUCCGGAGUUUGAUGCUUUCUGUUGCAGAUUUCGAGAUUUUCUUUCCUUAACUUUCUUUUCCGCUAAAUUCGGCGAUGUGCGGAUCAAUCUUCGAUCAGUUGUUGGAUUUGAAUUCUGGAUUAGAGAUUCUGUCAAGGUUUUUCAGCUAUGUUUGAUUGGAACGACGAAGAGCUUGCGAACAUAAUAUGGGAUGAGACUGCUGAUAGUGAUGAUCAUAUUGUGCCUUAUCCGGAGGCUAGUGAGAAUUAUUAUGACAAGAAAGAAUGGAAUCAAGACACAGCAUACACGAAGCUUGUGGAGCACAAGUCACCUGGGACUAAUGCUGAUGAUGCCCAUGGAAGAAAGCUGGAAAGCCUUCCUGUCAACGAAGAAGGAACCUCUGCCUCAAACCUCAGCAAUGAUCCAUUGGUUGACUUAUCCUUGUCCAAAACUUGUCAAAUUGACCAAGACGCCAAUGGUACUGAAGAAUCUCGUGAAUUAACUGAAAUUAGCAAAUAUAAUUCAUCAAGACAUGCUGUAACAACCAAAGGUGCACAAAUUUUUCAAAGUACUGAAGAAGGUGAAGAAGGUAAAGAACAGGGUGAUUUUGUUGACUAUGGAUGGGCUAAUAUUGGAAGUUUUGAUGAUCUAGAUAGAAUUUUCAGCAACGAUGACUCAAUAUUUGGCCAAGUAAGUCUCAGUGAUCCUGAUGAGCUAUGGUCUUCUUCUUUGAAAGAUGUGUCCAACAGCACAACAAAACUAUUCCCAACCAAGGAGUCACGGAAUUUGGAGUCAGGAGUGGACUCUGGUAAAGGCAAGAAUCCAGAGUAUUCGAGACUAAAUGAGCAAUUAUCUAUUCUUGGCAAUGAGCAAAACUUUGAUGCUAGAUUGCUUGGGUUGCAGACUAGAAGUGCAAUCUUAACUAAUGUGGAAGAAGAUGCCACUGGAGCAAUCGCAAAUGAUGGGACAGAUUUGGAGAAUGUGGAAAAGCCAGCUGCAGCCACCCUUCAUCAAAGAGCUGGCAAUAUCUUGACUGCCAAUGAGUUUUCAAAUAAGAUUGGUGGUAUGCAGAAAAGACUGUUGAAAUCUCGUAAAAGAACUGAAGGGAAAAGUGAGGAGAAGAUGUUUCAAGAUAUUCGUGGUAAUAACUGGCCUUCAUCAACGAGCCUAGCAAGUCACUUUGAUAACAAUUUAGCUCUACAACUGGGAACACCUUCACCUUCAGUUAUCACUAAACAUACUCAGCUUCAAGGACUUGAACCAUUGCAAUACCAGCAAGCUUCAAAUCCCUUGGUGCACCAACCAUUUUACGCAAUUGCUGCAAAUGCGUAUCCCGGCAUGCCUUUGCUGUCCCAAAUGCGUAUCAGUCAUGGUAUUUCCCCAGGUGGUGUGAGUCGUGUAGACAAACCAGCUGACAGCUUUGUGAAGUCUCUUACCAUGACCCCUCAAGAAAAAAUCGAAAAACUGAGGAGAAGGCAGCAAAUGCAGGCAAUGCUUGCCAUUAAAAAACAACAGCAACAGUUCAAGAAUCAAGCCUCUAUUGCUAGUCAAUCCAUUUCUCCAAACAGUCCCCAAGAAAUUCAGUCUCAGCACAUUGAAAAGACUGAUCUCGAUUCCGAAGAAAUAUACACUCUUCCUGCACUAGAUCCAAAGUCGCCUUUAGAGCAGGACAAUUCCUAUACAAUCUCCUCUGCAGUUGAUCGUUGUUCUAUGGAAGAAACAAUUCUUUGUAGGCUUCAAGAGAUUAUUUCAAAGCUGGAUUUCAAAAUCAGACUUCGUAUCCGGGACAGCUUGUUUCGAUUGGCUCAAAGUGCAAUGCAAAGACAUUAUGCUAAUGAUACAAGCAGCUCCAACAAAUGUACCAGAGAUGAGCAUGCCAUCAGUGCAAAAGGAGAAAUCGAUAGUCAUUGUGGAAUGUCUGGGGUGCGGGACGCUGAAACAGAGACGAACCCCGUUGAUAGAACUGUGGCUCAUCUGCUGUUUCAUAGACAAUUUGAGUUGUUGCAAAACUAUCCUGAUGCACCCGAAUCUCCUAUUUCCACCAAGCUUUCUUAUGAGCAGCAGAAGGCAGGUUUGAAGAGCAUGCCAAUGGAAUUCAUACCUGACAGCGUGUCGGGCAAGCGUCAUAUUUCUCUGGAUGGGUCUAAAAGUUAUUCGGAUAACACGUCGAAUACUGGACUGGUAGAUGAUGCUGUUUUGGAGUAUGUAGCCUCCCACUGAGGAGAUGUGCAUGUUGUUAUGAAAAUAUCAUACGGGGGCUUCAAAACAUCAACCAACUCGUGGAUCUUGAAGUAUUGAAAUCUCGAAACGUACAUAAUGAAGUCGGAACAAUGAUUUGGAGUCCAACUUGUUUGUAUCUUAACAUGCACCAGCAGUAACUGAGUUGUGAUAGCACAUGUGAUGCUGUCUGUAGUGUUAUAAGCAUUUGAAUGCCUUAUUUUAGUCGGUCUUGGAUGAUUGAAACAUAACAUUAGAUCCUGUUAUUCAUCACUCCAUAUCAUUGGAGUUUCCCCAACUAAAGUAAAAUUUUGAUAUGCCUCAAAAA